Molecule: messenger RNA, 3874 nt
Organism: Pungitius pungitius (ninespine stickleback)
Lineage: Eukaryota; Metazoa; Chordata; Actinopteri; Perciformes; Gasterosteidae
Gene: cep126
Product: centrosomal protein 126
Exons: 11
Coding region: 297-3260 (987 amino acids)
Biological process (GO): cytoplasmic microtubule organization; mitotic spindle organization; non-motile cilium assembly
Cellular component (GO): ciliary base; centrosome
Source: RefSeq, a predicted model, not a curated record
CACACAGCCUCGGGUGAAGCAACUACAAACGACACAACUCGGCCGUCUUAUUUCUGAAUAUUAUUUUAAACCACCGAAGAAGCUGCCAUCCUUGGGGAGGAGUUGUCGCGAUGUGGAUACAAACAUUUCCUCGUCUGUCCUCAGGCAUGCUCGUCUUCGCCCUGAACAGGGCCGCAGGAGUUCGGACGGAGUUCCGCUGACGUUAGCCGAGCCCAGUUAGCAUUUAGUUAGCAGCCUCGCGAGGAGCUGAAGCUGUAUGUCUGCCCGGUGUCAACCCGGAUCGGCGGCCUCGGAGGAUGCAAGAUGUCCAGGGCGCCUUCUUCUACCACUCAAAUUCCAGGCAGGGAACCAAUGGAGGCCUCGAAGAUGAGAGACAGCUUUUGGUUAAGGAGCAAAAGUUAUGCAGAUCCCGAGCUCGCAAGUUCUCCCUGGAAACCAACCGGCGCAGGAGGGCUCUGGAGGAAAGGCAGAGGCAGCGGUACCUGCAGGAGCAACAGCUGACGGAGAACAUCCUGCUGCAACGCAGGCAGCUAGUACAGGAUGCAACGGAGCGCUUCCAAAGGGCCCACUUACCCCCCUCUCAGAGACGCAGGCAAUCUUUUAGAAGAAAUGUCCCAAAUAUCGAAGACGCGCUCAAUCAAAUUCAAGGCUCCUCGAGUUCAUUCACCGAGCAGUUCUCUUUCUUGUCUGGCAACUUUAAUAAUAGCAGAAGCUGCACUCCGGGUCCCCGCCAGUCGCUCUCUGCUGUGGAGGCCUACACCAAACUGCUCCAGGAGCAGAGCAGGACUUACUUCAAGAGCUGUCAACAAAGGGAAAAGACACAGGAGAAGCAACACAAUCUCAGUCCUCAGGACAGCCAACUGUCUGAUUGCAGCAAUUCUGAAAGCUUUUCCAGUAAGGACAGUUUAGAGAAUGAGGACAUCAGCAUAAAACAUCUACAGUAUUCCAAUUCACCGUUCGUGCUUGACUCAGAGAACCUCUGUCCAGACCCGAGACAGCAAAAUGAUUCGUGUUCAACAUCAGACCUAACUUCAUUCUCAUCCAUGAAGCUUCUUGCUGAUAAAUUGCAUGAACCUGAGCAAAAGAUACAUGCAAACUCAGAGGGGCCUGACGAUAAGGUGCAUGUAUCCCAAGCAUCUAAAACGCAGACUCUGCACGACUGCAACGUGUUCUCUCUUUGUGAGAUUGCUACUGCGGGCCCAGAACAGUUUGGGGUAAACGCACAAAACAGUCCCAGUAACGACGUCAUUGCAACAAACAGAGUUGCCCCUGGCAACAGAGCACUCGAUUCCUCAUGUCCUAGACAGGAGGCUCUGUUAGGACUCGGGCAGAACCGCGUCCUCGACGACAGACAAUUAAACCAUCCGUCAGCUACAGAAAUUCUUCUGCCUGCUCAAAAUGGCAACAGCAAGGACAUUUUGUGUGGGCCGCCCCCAACGCCCAGUAUUCUCUUGAACGAUAGCGCGACAGAUAAUGCAUCCCGAGAGGCAACUCUUACAGGAAAGGACAAUCACAAUCUGCUACCACAGAAAGAGCAGAGUGCUUCCAUAAACAACCUUAAUAAGGUUUCAAACUCACAGCCUCGAUCUGAAAAGCCUGUUAAUGCAGCAGCGCUGCAGCGCGAUUCUCUUACGGGCCUUCAGUGUCCUGAGGGGGAAGCUGAAAACGAGCCUGUUGCCGGGAGGACGUCUCAUUCUGUGCGAUUCAUUAAAGGAAUCCUCAAAAAGCCGCCCUGGUAUAUGCCAGGGGAGACCGCGCGGGUGGGUGCCCCAGGACCUUCUAUUUUUCCACAACGAGUAGCCUCAGCCAUCAGGGACAGCGUUGAAUUGACGAGGACAAAAAGUAAGGGAGUGGAAGGACCCACCGCCGUGAAGAAGAAGCUGCGUUGGUUUGAUGAGGAGCAUGUGGACGAAGAGCAGAACACAAUGAAACAGAUGAAAGGCGCAUCUUCCAAUCACUCUUACUCAAAUAACAACUCAAAGGACCACCAGCUAAGUCUCACUACAGUCUCAGGGGCUACGAAGCCCGUACCCGGCAUGACCCCUGCGGCCUCCACUGGUUAUCACUUUACAAAGCACGCGUGGGCAGAUGUUGGGGUUCAAGUCAGCUUGCCUCAAGAGCAAGCGGAGGAGGUCAAGGUGCCGCGCGGCGGCACCAGGACCGGUGGCCCCAAGGUCCCCCAGAGAGAGCGCUCGGCCCGAGCCGCAGGGGGUCCUGUUUCCUCGCGCAGCAGAAAGGGCACCGUCAUACGACCUCAGUCUGCCACCGAGGUGAGUCAGAUUGCCAAAACCCAGGGGAGGGUAAUGGCGCCCCGCCCACCCCCGAAGAUGGAAGGGGAAAGGAGGGCGAGCCUCGCCGAGGCACCAUAUGGCGUGCAGCGUUCCAGUGUCAACCGUAAACACGCUGAGGCUGAGCAGGAGGCCCAAGGAGCCCUGCAGAGGGACGGCUCGGGCGGCUUCUUCUCACCUCACCCACGUGACGUCGUGAGAACAGCUAGCGCUGUUAUGUACACACCGCUGUCUCCCUCGCGCACCCACUCCGCCUCAAAGGGCAAGACGAAGGGCCCGCCCAGCUCAGGCCGUCAGCAAAGUCAGGGCUGCGGCAGCAGAAGAAGAGGGAUGGUGUGCAACGACAAAGGCCUCUGUUUAGCUUGCACUCCCACGGAUGAGGAGAUCUCCCAGCUCUGGCACGGUGUACGCAGUGCCUUAGCCACCAAGGAGGCAAAAAACGUGCUUCAAAGACAGGCCCUGGACCUUGUUGUGAGGAAACUCUGCGUGGAGCAGAGCAGACCGCCUCCUGGCUCAGGGAACAGGAGGGUUCCUUCGCCCUCUCAGCCAAAGGGACAGACUAUACCAUUCGGACCAUUUUCCAGUACCUGCAACAUGGCCUGUCCAUAUGAAGGUUUGGAUAGUGCGGCCCAGUUACACCUGACCAGAGGUCAUUCUGGAGGCUUGCUGGAAGAAUCGGACAUCAUUGCUGCCAUGAAAACAGGCCGAACACAGAGGCCUGGCUCAGCGCAGCAGCAGCAGCGCAGCCAACAGGAGGGACUCACUGGAAUUGCCUUGGAAGAGCAGAACAUCCUCUUCUCUCUGGACAGACUGAACCAGCGACUUCACCGUGUGCGGGAACAUGUGGGGUCUAACUCUGGCUCGUGUGGUCUCGCACUUAACGAUGCACCCUAUACAAGGGAAGUGAAAGUCACAAACCAUCAGAAGCAUCGUGCAUCAAACAGCCGCUCUCGGUACCAGAAGAAUUCCUGACUCUCAGCAAGUGGUCCAGAGUUGGUCCUCUUUCCCGUCCGUGCAUUAUACAACAACGACUUUAUCGCCUAGUAAAAUAGGUCUAGUCCCCUUUGGAGCUAUGAACGCCCUAAUGGACAAUCUAAGAGAUCGGUAGCACUGAAUUGUGGAGGCGAUUAAAUCUCUCAGCAGAAUUGGACCAAACAUAAUUUUUAAGUUGCUGUUAAAAGUUAAGUUAAGUAUGUUUUUGCAAUCUGCCUUGAGAAGAUCACAUUGUUAUCAAAUAAAUAUUGGUUCCUUUAAAAAAUGAUACUGGCUUCCAUUAGUUUUUCAUGAUUCCAAAAUCACUUCUUACAAUUCUAUCAAAAAAUUGAUGGAAGCUAUUUUGGGAUGAAACUUGGCAGUGAACCAAAUAAAGCCGUUUGUUAACGUACUGAUUAUCUAACUGGGUGCAGUGUGGUAAGAAGUGUUUGAGAAGCAUGUGAUGCAUGGUCGAUAAAUGGGGAGAGGAAAUGGUUCAUAGGGAAACAUGUCGCAACGCUGAAGGUGUGUUUGUCUUUCUUUGAUGGCUGUAGAAGGGACGAUUAUAUCUUAUGCGGUUGACUCAACCUACUGGCUCAACAAGGUGAAACAUU